Clupea harengus (Atlantic herring) is the source of this 3652-nucleotide messenger RNA. It is a transcript of the gene gpt2, whose product is annotated as glutamic--pyruvic transaminase 2. The record is from RefSeq and is a predicted model, not a curated record. Gene Ontology annotation, molecular function: transaminase activity; pyridoxal phosphate binding. Gene Ontology annotation, biological process: biosynthetic process. NCBI's taxonomy places the organism in Eukaryota, Metazoa, Chordata, Actinopteri, Clupeiformes, Clupeidae.
ACGGUCUUAACGCCGAGUAAAUGCGUGGUGGCGGUAGAAAUAUUGGAUGAUCCCCGGGACUGGUGCAUUGACGAGGGCUUUGUUAUAUUGAGACAGGAUUUUAAGACAGUCUAAGAUUUAGUCACGCAUCCGGUCUAUUGCGGAUGAAUACAAUUAAAAAGUGAUUAAUCAAUGCCCACGCAUCAUUAGACAUUUGGGGACUGUAACGUACGCUGCAAAGCAGCGCUCGAAGAUAAGUUAGGCUACUGACAAAAGACUGUCCUCUAAUUACAACGUAUAUUUCAUCUAGUGAACAUCAGCCGAAAAAUGCAUCGUUUACCGUCUUCAGCAAAUCGCUCCUUGGUCGCAGGUGCUCUAGAGCAGUAUUGUGCUUUAGUGAUGCGACCAAAGUCUAAAACAAUCCGUCAAGAGUCAGUGAGAUUCAAGACUCAAGGGCCCAUCGAAUCCUAUGGACUGAAGCGGUACAGCACAGCAGAGGCUACCGUCGCCGCAACAAGCAAGAUUCGAGAGAAGACCCUGACGAUGGAGACUCUGAAUCCGCAAGUUAAAGCCGUGGAGUAUGCUGUGAGGGGGCUGAUUGUGAUGAAGGCUGACGAAAUCGAGAGAUGCUUACGGGAGGGUGGAAAGAAACCUUUCACUGAGGUGAUCAAAGCAAACAUCGGAGACGCUCAUGCUAUGGGUCAGCAGCCAAUUACCUUUCUUCGUCAGGUUGUGGCUCUCUGCACAUUCCCCGAGCUGAUGGACAGUCCCGGUUUUCCAGAAGAUGCCAAGGCAAGGGCACAGCGCAUCCUGCGAGGAUGUGGAGGGACCAGCCUUGGGUCCUACACUGCAAGUCAAGGAGUGGAGUGCAUCAGGCAGGACAUUGCUGCCUACAUUGGACAGAGAGACCAGGGCGUGCCAGCUGACGGGAAUAACAUUUUCCUCACCACUGGAGCCAGUGAUGGCAUCGUGAGCAUUCUAAAGAUGUUGGUGUCAGGCCGAGGAGCCUCGCGCACCGGUGUGAUGAUCCCCAUCCCCCAGUAUCCCCUGUACUCUGCAGCUAUCGCAGAGAUGGAGGCCGUGCAGAUCAACUACUACUUAGACGAGGACAACUGCUGGGCCCUGGACAUUAAUGAGCUCCACCGGGCCUACCAGGCAGCCAGGGAACACUGCCAGCCCCGGGCCAUCUGCAUCAUCAACCCUGGAAACCCCACUGGUCAAGUCCAGAGCAGAAAGUGCAUUGAGGAGGUACUCCAUUUUGCCUAUGAGGAAAAUCUCUUUGUCAUGUCUGACGAGGUCUAUCAGGACAACGUGUAUGCUUCGGGCUGCAAGUUUCACUCGUUUAAGAAGGUUCUGUUUGAGAUGGGGCCUGAGUACUUUAACAGUGUGGAGCUGGCCUCUUUCCACUCCACCUCCAAGGGUUACACAGGAGAGUGUGGUUUCAGAGGAGGUUACAUGGAGGUGCUGAAUCUGGACCCGGAGGUGAGGGCCCAGCUGCUGAAGCUGCGGUCGUUGCAGCUGUGCCCCCCUGUGUCUGGGCAGGCAGCCAUGGACGUCAUCGCCAACCCUCCCCAGCCGGACGAGCCCUCCUUCAGUCGCUUUCAUCAGGAGAAGACAGCUGUGCUGGGGGCUUUGGCAGAGAAAGCCCAGCUAACGGAGGAGAUUCUGAACUCAGUCCCAGGCAUCCAGUGCAACCCUGUCCAGGGAGCCAUGUAUGCCUUCCCACGACUCUUCAUCCCCUCCAAAGCAGUGGAACAGGCCAAGGCCCUAGGAAUGCAACCAGACAUGCUGUACUGCUUAAGGCUGCUGGAGGAGACUGGAAUCUGUCUGGUCCCAGGGAGUGGCUUUGGACAGAGGGAAGGCACCUACCAUUUUAGAAUGACUAUUCUCCCAUCUAAAGAAAAGUUAAAAGUGUUGUUGGAUAAAGUGCGUGACUUCCACAUCAAGUUUCUGAAGGAAUAUGGCACUCUGGAGGUGCCACGAGGAUGAACGCUCAACAUUAACACACACACACACACACACACACACACACACACACACACACACACACACAUACACAGAGACAGACCUGCUAGCACAGUCAGACUAGUAACAGCUUUUGGAUGUUAGGGUUCAAAUAUGAAAGUAAUGAUUUUCACAGUAAGAUGCAGAAGACUAGACUAGACUAGUUUGGGAUGUUUGUGCCUUUGUGAGACACUGAAGGUAGGGGUGAGAUGACCGGUGCGGGUGGGAGAGAUUUAUCAGUGGCAUAACUAUAGCUUGCCUGCUCUUUUUUAUGUUAAAGGAGCAUGGGAGACAUGGGACAUAAUAUUUAUCAAAGUUGUUGUUUUGUACUUUGUUUGUGUCUAUAUGAAGUUUUUGGUUGUCACUUCUCAUUUGAUCACCAGGUCAGUUUUCCAUUUUUACCCACCGGCUCUGUUUUAAACUCCAACUAUGAGGACCAAACUGAAGUUUGACCCUUUGACCCUUUGUCUCUGAACAGCUGUGAACCCCUGCAUGUGCCGGCGGUUCUGAACGGAGGGGAUUUCAGUAUCUUUUUAUAAAGAGACAUUUUGUAGAGCUUAAUGCUGCUGUUGAUUUGCACAUAUCCGGUACACAUAUCUGUUGGGUAGUGCAGGAGUUGAGUGUUAAAGGGAGGAUUGUGAUUUUUUUUAAUUGGGUGACCACGAAGGUCUGUCAUCACAGAAUUGGAUCAGUAACAGUUCCUUCUGUUCUAUACACAUCGACAUUUUUGUUCUCUUACAUGUAUAUUUGGAAGUUGUAAUGCAUUCACUCAUCACUUUUUAGUGUAGUUUGCGUAGGGAAUAAUACGGUACGGUCACAUUGUUGUUUAAAGCCUUGUUUUAAGAUUUCUGAUAUUACCUUUACCUUACAUUUUUUUUUAUAAACUAUGUCAAGGGGCUAUUACAUUGGCAGCAGGGCAAACACUGCCUCCUCUCCUGCUCCCCUUCUGUCUGAAAAGGACAUUUCUGCUGACUGCCUUUUCUUUUUUUUUCUUUUGGGUGUAUGCCGGUAGCUGGUACACAUUGAGUUUACGUGCAAAAAUGAAGUGCUUUUUUAACCAGGGAAGUGUGAAUGUGUUGAUGAAUUAGAUUUAACUGAUACUAGAAGAAACAAACCGCUGGACAAUAUCUGUGCCAAAGUCUAACAUUUGUGUUUUCGUCAGCUACAUAUUUUUCUUAUAGGCACUGACCAUCAAUAAGAAAUUUUAACACAUGCUUCAUAGAUAUGGAUUUAUUUAGUUGGGGGAACAUUUGUCUCUGAUAGAGGUGCCUUUUAAUUUAGGGUCGUGCUCUCAUUUGCUAACUUUAGGGUGUCAGUUUUGUUUACACAAGAAUGUAAACGUGCAGAAAUUACUUUAAUGGAUUUGCAUUAUAUUCUAAUAGCAGCAAAGCACAUUCUAUUUGGAAGAAAAUACGACACUACAUAAUUCUGUUUCUAUAGCCGUUUAAGUCAAUUUUCUUUUCUUUGUGUUUGAGGCAUCAUGGGUUGUGAUUAAACUAUUGAAGAUUUUCUGCUGACUUGCAUAUGUUUGUGUAAAUAUACUUUUAUUUUCGCAUUCAACUGUAUCCCUAGACUGUUAAACAAUGGAUUAUAUUUGAAUGUCAACCUUUUGCCUGAAUGUCUUCAAUUUCUUUUGUACAAUACAUAAAUUCCAUCAAUGUCAUAAUAA